Molecule: messenger RNA, 2061 nt
Organism: Exophiala viscosa
Lineage: Eukaryota; Fungi; Ascomycota; Eurotiomycetes; Chaetothyriales; Herpotrichiellaceae
Exons: 2
Coding region: 1-2061 (686 amino acids)
Biological process (GO): regulation of transcription by RNA polymerase II
Cellular component (GO): nucleus; RSC-type complex
Molecular function (GO): DNA binding
Source: RefSeq, a predicted model, not a curated record
AUGGAGUACAUGCAGGAAUCCUUUUCCUUUCCGACUCAGCAUCAACCUCAGAUGUACUACCAAGCGAUCCCAUACCCGUCCUAUGUAGUGCAUCCGCAACAACAGCAGCUCGACGACUUCUAUGCCCGGUAUGCCGCCAAUGAGUAUGCAGACUUCAUGCCACCUGGUAUGAUGGCCGAUGAGUUUGGGCCGGAGAUGGAAGAGAUAUCAACACGCCCUAGGCUUACCAAAGAGCAAGUUGAGAUAUUGGAAGCUCAGUUCCAGGCCAAUCACAAGCCCAAUUCUCAGGUCAAAAGGCAACUCGCAAUCCAAACCAAUCUGAAAUUCCAGAGAGUCGGAAAUUGGUUCCAGAAUCGACGGGCAAAAGCCAAACAGCAGAAGAGACAGGAGGAAUAUGAAGCUCAGAAGACUGGGGAUAACCCAGAGUCAAGAGGGAGAGAGUCUGUCAGCACACCCAGAGAAAAUGCCUCGCCUACUCGUUCCAUAUCACUCUCUCCGAGAAAAGAAUCGGUCUCGACAGCCCAGAGCACACCAUCGCCGGUCAAGACCACUGACAGGAUCAAAGAAGCAAGCUGGGCAUCCCUACGGCGAGCACUUGGCCAAGGAAAGGCUGCCCAAGUCCAACAAAUACCCCAGCCGCAACCCACAAUGGCUCCUCCCGGGCUGCCUGCACAACCGAUGAGCAUUCAGCUUCCAAUGCGCCCGAUCUCUCAUCACCUUAGUGCAUCAGCGCCAAGUGCUCCGCCAGCAUGGACUGCUGCUGGAGCUCCAUAUCCUUCGCCUGGCGUGCUGGAUCAGGCCUUUGACUUUGGCUUCGACGACAAAAAUGGGGCUAUUGACACAUCUGAUCAUGAUGAUCUCGCCAUGGAUCCACUUUCAGAUUUCAUCCACGAUUCCUUUGUGGUUAGUCCGACCGAUCUAGAAGGGUCUUUGGAAACUCCGAAAGGCAUCGCACACCAGCACAAUGAUCCUGCGGCCGGCUUACCGUCCCCUGGACUGACAAUGCCAGAAUACCCUGACUCCAGGCGGCAUUCUAGUGCUGUAACGGAAGAACUUUCACACAACUUUGGUAAUUUCGCAUUAGCCAGCAGCUCACCCACCCACGCAGGAGGUCGACGUCCUUCAGAACCAAUACGAUGUCCGCCGUCGGGAUCACUGGAUAUUGCUGCACGCAGAAAACGGCCUCGGCCUGCGGCAUUGACUUCGACAGCUCUUCGAAGUCGAUCGUACGGCGCCAUGACAUCGGUCUCUCCCACGUUCCGUCCCAGCAUCACUACUCCUGCAGUACCUCAUACUAUCCGCCACGUCAAGUCGGCCGGUCACAGUCUCAACUCACGGUAUGCUGGGGUUCGUAAGGCGAGUUCGGCACAAAGAUCACCCAUGUGUGUCUCGACUUUUGCUGAGAAUGAAGCCUUCAAUCAGCUGAUGGCGCAACAAGCUAUCAAUGUCCAGCAACUGAUGGACUUGCCUGCGCCGAUGCUGUCGCCUGAUAUGAUCUCAAAUAGCCAUAUGACGGAUCCAGAAAAGAACCCUUUCUUUAACCAAGGCGCUGACAUGUCGGCGUCGUUCUCAUUGCAAGCGGGUCAGGGUCUUUCAAUAAACACAUCACCACCGAUCACGCCGUUGCCUUCGGAUUUCAUGGUUCGAGGUGCAUCACAACAAUCUCAUGCUCCACCUGCUUCAGCACCUCCGCAAUAUGCGUCGUUUCCAGAAUUCACACCUCCGUAUUCGGCAGGACCAAUGACAAACAGCAGUUGGUCCGAUGCACUAACUUCACCAGAGGUUCCUUCUUUUCCUCCCGUCACAUAUGUUCCAUCUCUGGGCUACCAGCGGCAUGCAGAUACCCUUUCUGGUCAUCUUCAGCAAUUCGUUUUGCCUUCCGAUACCACCACAGAAUUGGACUUUGAUGCUCAGCUGGAUCGAAAGAAGACGGAAUUCUACAUUCAAGAAUUCCCCAACCAGAAAGAAGAGCAUGCUAACAUUGCUCAACAGCUUGCCCAACAAAAGCCGAAGAACUAUGUGUUCGCCAAUACCGCCCCUCAAGAUUAUAACGGCGAGUAG